UAUUCUAUGUCUGAUGAUUUUGUCAGAAUGGCUGGUGAAAUAACAAUAGUACUUGGAGCAUUCUUGAUUCUUCUUAUUGAAAUCCCACAGCUGUUUCAAACAGGGCUUAAGGUUUUUUUUUGGAACUGCAACAGCUGGAGGUCCAUUUUACAUUAGCAUGAUGGUUUAUGCCUGCCUCAUUGUAAUCAUCAUGAUACUACGAAUUUUAGCCAGUGAAGGGGAAACAGUGGUCAUGUCCUUGGCCCUUGUAAAUGCUUGGUGCAACAUCAUCUAUUUUGCUCGUGGAUUCAAGCUCCUGGGGCCUUUGUGUAUCAUGAUUCAAAAGAUGCUAUUUGGAGACCUGAUGAGAUUUUGUACUAUUUUGAUCAUUGUUAUAAUAGGGUUUGGGGCAGCUUUCAGUGUGCACUUCCAAACUAUGGAUGUAAAAAAGUUUCCUUAUUUCCGAGAUUUUCCAAUGACCACGUUUACACUCUUCCAGCUAAUGAUGGGAUUAACUGAAUUCCCUGGAACCGGUGAUAUCAUCUUGCCCAACAUCAUCAUUAUCCUUUAUACGGUUUAUAUGUUGUUUGCUUUCAUUUUGCUUUUGAAUCUUUUAAUUGCUCUAAUGGCAGACACACAUUACCGAGUAGCAAAUGAGAGAAACACCCUUUGGAAGGCUCAGAUUGCUACAACUACCUUACUGCUGGAGAGAAGAAUCCCACGUUUUCUCUGGCCAAGAACUGGAAUACCCGGGGAAAUUCUGGGGCUUGAUAAAGGAAAGUGGUUUUUCAGGGUUGAAGAAUGGAAUGAUACUUAUUCCAUGGGGAAUGAGAAGAAUGGACAAUAUGGAAAACAUGAAAAAGUAAAUGGCUAAAAGAGAAAGAAGAUUGAACUCUGAGUUCCCAUGUACUUGCUUAAAGCUGCAUAAUAACUGCAAACUAGGCAGAAGCUAUUUUAGAAGGUGAAAACUCCAGUAUAUUUAAAUAAUUAAAGAUGAAGGUUUUCUGAAGGACAAAAUAUAUAUUAGAUCAUUUAGCAAAUGAGCAUUUUGUUGCUUGAAAAAUUGUACUCAAUUGCCUAAUGACAUAUUUGUUCUUAAUUUUGCAAAACUACUUAUUUAAUGAGACUGUAAAGUAAUAGUGAGAUAAACAGCAUUUCAAUAUAAUUUAAGCUCUUUAAUACUGUCAGAACUAGAGAAUAUAAUUCAACUCAAAUUCACUUAGCCCAAUCACGAAUUCUUAAUCCCGGUUGCAAUAAACUGGAAUCAUUAAAUGAAAUAUGUU
Molecule: messenger RNA, 1262 nt
Organism: Tachyglossus aculeatus (Australian echidna)
Lineage: Eukaryota; Metazoa; Chordata; Mammalia; Monotremata; Tachyglossidae
Product: transient receptor potential cation channel subfamily V member 6-like
Exons: 7
Coding region: 158-853 (231 amino acids)
Biological process (GO): calcium ion import across plasma membrane
Cellular component (GO): membrane
Molecular function (GO): calcium channel activity
Source: RefSeq, a predicted model, not a curated record